CUAGGCGUACUAGGUCUGUGUUCUCUUCGGAGUCCCUCUGUCGUUCCCCGACGUCUGGCGUGACAAUAUUCAAGUUUAUUUUUCGUUCGAGUGCGGUUGUGAUGUUGUGUUGCGUAUUGUGAAAAGUUAAACAGUUCUGCCUAGUGUGGCUAGUGUGCUAGUGUGGCGGACCAGAAUGAAACAAAUCAAAUUCAUUGUGUUGCGUAGUUUUCAAAAUUUACGUUUUAGACUUUUGGUUGUUGGAUGUCUCAGGAGCUUGGAACCUCUGUUUCAUGGCUGAAUCAUGGUACAGCACUGUUUGUUAACUGCUGGUGCCACCGUGUCGCUGCCAAUCUGCUGGAUUGCUUUUACACUGGAUAACACUCACUGCACGUAAGACUAUGCAGCGGUCGGGCAGGUUGCAUCUGAGGGAAGUGAAUCAGCAUCUGGUGUGUGUCUUGUGCGGGGGCUACUAUAUAGACGCCACGACUAUCGUCGAGUGCCUCCACUCCUUUUGUCGGAGCUGCCUCAUCAGAUAUCUGGAGAGCAACAGUUUCUGCCCCAUCUGCGACGUGCAGAUUCACAAAGCGAAACCGUUCCUCAAUAUCAAACCGGACAAGGCGCUGCAGGACAUCGUGUACAAGUUGGUGCCCGGCCUCUUCCAUGCCGAAAUGAGGCGUCGGCAUGAGUUCUACGCGAAGCACCCUGAACGCGCGAACGAGACGACGCCUGAGGGACGCGGGGUGGGCGUCGAGCGACUCAUCUACUCCCCUGACGACAGCAUCAGCCUCUCGCUUGAGUACCUCGACGGGGAACAUGAGGACUUGGGAUGCAUGUCCAGCCGAAGUUCUGUUAGCGACUCCAGUACGUCUGAGCAGGUAGCGGUCAGCAAGAGGUAUCUGCAGUGUCCUGCCCUGGUCACAAUUGCACACCUCAAGAAGUUCCUUAGACUCAAGUAUGAACUGAAUCCCAGUCACUCGGUGGAAGUGAUCCAUAUGUGGGAAUCUCUACCAGAUGAAUAUACGCUAAUGGACGUAGCCUAUAUCUACACAUGGAAGAGGAACGGCCCAAUGAAAUUCUUCUAUCGAAUCAGCCAAACCCAGAAAGACCUCGCUUCGUCUCUGGUCGAGAAACAGCUUCCUGCUGUUAUCAACUCAGCGUCUGCUGAACAAUCCUCUCCGACACCGCCCACUUCUCAGCUACCUUCAACUGUUUCUCGGUUACCAGAAACAAAUUCAUCAGACGGUGAACAUGAUUCUGAACGGUUGCCCAAAACAGCAGCCGUUCGAACCUCUGGAAAGUCAACACAAAUAGUGACCACAACAGUGUCCACACAUACACUAUCUGGCAAAGCGACAACAGUUUGUGCGCAGCCCGAAAUAGUCACAACUGUUACUAAGUCGAUCUCACAACCGUCCUCAACUGUUUUAAAAGAAAAUAUCGAAGAACUACCAACUCCUGUACAAAUAAAAUAUGCAGUGCCUACCACAACACCCCUUAAUAUAACCUCUUCACAGUUACCUCAAUCAACUCUCCCAGAAAUUGGCACACAGGGUCAUACGAGAUUUGUAACCAGUCCGCCUUUGAUAUCCAUUACCAAAACAACUUCAACCUCAAAUCCCAUGAAUCCAGUGACGUCACCAGAUGCGAAAACACCAGUACCGGCUCCUACGACAAUAAUUGGCAAAACUGAAUUGUCACCUUCGACAUCCGUUAGCAAAAGCUCUGUGCAGCAAGAGACGCCUUCUGUAACACUUACCACAGUUCGUCAACAACCUGCCCCGACAGUGCUUACAAAGCAACCGCCCGUUGUAGCAGACACUGGACUCACCACACCACAGGCAAGCACAGACACUGCUCUGAAGGAACUCAGUGGCAUUCAUGUCGCAAAAACAGCUGCACAGUCACCUUCCACAAAUGGAGCACCACCCUCAAAUAAAUCGUCUAACGACAGCAACUUUGCAAAUAAUGGCCACGUUUUAAGUGAUACAGUUCCUGGUAACAAUAAACCAAAACCUUCUUCACCUCCUCCUCCUCCUCCUCCUCCUGUUCGUCCCGGUAAUGCUGAUGGCAAAAUUUUGCCUGCACAUAUGCAGCCCGCCGGGAAUUUUACAGUUAAGUGUGAAGAAACUGCAGGGGUCAGCUUCAUGGACAGAUUGCUCACUGAAGUCAACAACAAAACUGCGACUGAGUCAGGCAUUGCCACAUACGCACCUCCGGAUACAGUGAGUAAAGUCAAACCUCCUUCUUCAAAGCAUGCUCAGCAACGUACUCAGAUGUUUGCUACGAAGUCUUCCCCCUUUAUUAAGGUAACGCCCGACGCUACCAAUAACAAAAUACAUCUUAGCACAGCCAAAUUUCCGGCAAAUAAAGAAGCUACUAGAUUACCUUGCAUAAGUCAGAAGGUAACGGACAAACAUGCUAGUAACUGUUUAACCUUGCGAAAGGACAAAGUUGAAGAUAGUAACAAAAAGGAUUUUAGAAAAGAGUCGACUAAUAACAUAUCAGCACCAGAGAAGAGGCAAGAAAAGCAGAGCACGAAGAGCACUCCUUUGGCCUCUAACAAUAGUAACACUAACAAUAAUAACAUUAAAGUGCCCCAACAAAGUAUACAAGUCAUAAAGAAUAACCAGCAGAUCUUGAAGAAGAAUGAUGAAAUAAUGCGUUGUUCUAACAAUUUUAAGCGGACGACACAUAUCUUGCCGAGGAAACCACAGGACAUGCUGAAGGCAUGCGGUGUUCCAGCUCGAGCCCAAGAAGAUAAGUCGAUUUCGAAAAAACGAUGUGUACUUGCUGCAAAUCCAGUGAAGCGACCUUUGGGUAAUCCAGCUGAUGCAACAGAACAGAAGGAUAUGGAACCCGUUGCCAAGAAGUGGCGCCUCGGUGUUGAAAAUAACCAUAAUGCAAUUCACGUCGCCCAAAAGUCAAAUGAGUUGAAAGUAAAAAAUAUUCCCAGUUCCGGUGAAUGCCAGGCUCCUAAAAAGGUCACACAAAAGUCCGAUGCUUCAGAGGUCUCUCCGAUUGUCUCUAAGGGCAGUAACGCCCAUUUCCAGUUACCCGCGCAUAUCGAAAAGACAGAACUUCAAAAGAAUCACAGCCUACACAAGAACAGCCUUGCUGAUAACGUGCGGUCUUCUGUUACACUGCAGCGACCCGCUCAUAACAAUCAAACCAAUGUCUUCUCAAAACAGUACGACAUCCAAUGUCGAGAUCCAACCUCCAAGUUUGAGACCACAUCUCCAAAAUCUGACGUCAUAUUAUCCCAAGUACCUGGAUCUUCUGCUUGCGUGCGAAAUGUGCAAAGUACUCCAGUAUCUGUUCCCGCUGCAGCGCACUGCAAUGCAAGUUCCAGAUUACAGCCACCAGCCCUCCCAGAUGGGGAACGCAGCAACGGUGGUGCUCUGGACCUCUCUGCAUCUCCACGUCGCCAGCAGCAAGGCAAUAUCUUAUCCAUUGCCCAAACACUGGCUCGUCGUCAUCAACAGCAUUGUCCUUCCCCUGCACCGCCCCCUCUGUCUCCCUUGUCAUCUCUUUCCCCUUUUCCGGUGAUGUCUCUACCGGUCCGUUCUCCACCUCCGCAGCUCCGCAUUCCUGUACCACAGCAUCACCGUUCAGGCCACUCGCAACAACAGCGUCCUUCAUCGUUAUCUUCGUCCUCGCCUUCUCCGCCUGCUGAUAUACUGCCUGGUUGUUCCAGAAGUGGACUUCAGCAACAGCAGCCACUGGACAUGUACCCGCCCCACCUACUCCCUUCUUCCGCCGUCAUGUUUCGGCAGCAGCUUGAGAUGCAGCGACUUUGGAAUUCAGGCAAGCACAGUCCAAAUCCACGCAUGGAAUGGUUUAAUGAUGCCAAAUCAAUGAAAUCAUUUGACAACUUCAUGAAAACUCUACAGCAGCAACAGCAGGGCAACCGGAGCUCUUCAUUUUAUCCAUAUAAUAACAACACGACUGCAGCACCCAACAGCCACCGGAAGUGACAAGAAGUUGAACAUUUGUCAGAAACGAAGAAAAGAGACGUUGGAAUUGCCCCAAAGUUGGGGGUGGAGGGUGGUCAACAGUGAGUAAUGUUAAGUUGUCACUGUCACCCCACACAAGCGUUGAAGUCCCGCGCAUUCACUGGAGCGGUCGGUAGGUGGGGGUGAGUGACCAACUGCACAGUCCUGCAGCAGUAACUCCGAGGAAAUACCCCCAGAAACUAGGGCCGGCUGGGUAUGGUAUUGAGAAUCGAACCCCGCCACCAAGUUCAUCCUGUAGUGGGCGAGGGUGAUGCCUGGAAUUCUCCAAUUUCUAAUUUCCCUUUGGAAAUGAGCCUUUGUUGUAUAUUUAACAAAACUCACAAAAAUAGUUCCUGAUUGUUUUUAUGUGUAAUAUAUGUAACAUAUCUGGUUGGUCGCCUAACGUUAUAACUUCUAAAGUCUGUGUUAAAGAAGUCUUAGCGAGGAACACUUGAAGUUUUAACAUGUUACGGAAGAAUAUAAAAAUUCAAAUAAAAAUAUUUUGAUUGAC
This is a messenger RNA of Cryptotermes secundus, 4485 nucleotides long. RefSeq lists its product as uncharacterized. The record is from RefSeq and is a predicted model, not a curated record. Lineage: Eukaryota; Metazoa; Arthropoda; Insecta; Blattodea; Kalotermitidae. Gene Ontology annotation, molecular function: promoter-specific chromatin binding. Gene Ontology annotation, cellular component: PRC1 complex. Gene Ontology annotation, biological process: negative regulation of transcription by RNA polymerase II. Bases 381 to 3956 code for a protein of 1191 amino acids. The transcript has 10 exons.